UGUGCUGAACAUCCACACUGCUGCGUGUUUAUAAAUAGAUUACAAGAUUCUCUACACUUUGCUUGUUGUUCUCGAGUGUAUGUACAAACAUAUGAGCGUAUGAGGGCAUAUAUAUACCUGUCCUCACAGGUAGCAACUUGCGCUACCUACUGUCACAGGUAGCAACUUACUCUAGCUACCGUCACAGGUAGCAACUUACGCUACCUGCUGUCACAAUUAGCAAUUUACUCUACCUACCGUCACAAGUAGCGACUUACUCUACCUACUGUCACAGGUAGCAACUUACUCUAGCUACCGUUACAGGUAGCAACUUACGCUACCUGCCGUCACAGGUAGCAAAUUACUCUACCUACUGUCACAGGUAGCAACUUACUCUACCUACUGUCAGAGGUAGCAACUUACUCUGCCUACCGUCACAAGUAGCAACUUACGCUACCUUCCGUCACAGGUAGCUACUUACACUACCUGCCGUCACAAGUAGCAACUUACUCUACCUACCGUCACAAGUAGCAACUUACGCUACCUACCGUCCCAAGUAGCAGCUUACGCUACCUGCCGUCACAAGUAGCAACUUACUCUACCUACUGUCACAGGUAGCAACAUACGCUACCUACCCUCACAGGUAGCAACUUGCUCUACCUGCCGUCACAGGUAGCAACUUAAAAUACGUGUCGUCACAGGUAGCUACUUACGCUACCUGUCCACGCCCUUCAUCACUAUGAGUGCUCCAGUUUUCGAAAAGCUACUGGAAGAAGUAGGAAAUAAUGGGAGGCACCAGAGACUGCUUUACUGGCUCUUCGUAGUGCCUAUCAACUUUAUCAUCCCGUGGAUAGCACUAACACCCAUCUUCAUGACCUCCACGCCCACCCACUGGUGUCACAUACCUGGCCGCCCACUCAAUGUCACCCUUGACGACUGGAAGGAGUUUACCAUUCCCAAAAAGAUUACGGAAGGGAGAGAGGUGUUCAGUAGCUGCUCUCAGUAUAAUGUGACGAGCGACCUCAUACAUAGAGUCAACCUCACACCCUCAGCCCCAGCCACUACUGCAGCCUACCUCACACCCUCAGCCCCAGCCACUACUGCAGCCUACCUCACCACCGUCGGAGUUGUUGGUUGUCAGGCAGGGUGGGAGUAUGACCACACCUACUACGACCAGACACUGAGUAUGCAAGAAAACUGGGUGUGUGAACGGGACAGUCUGGUGGCAACUUGGAUGUCUGCUGGUGUAGCUGGCAACGUCGUCGGUACACUCAUCAUUAACUCACUUUCUGAUAUUGUGGGUCGUCGCCCGAUGCUGGUGGUGGCGUCGAUGAUGUACUCAGUGUUCGGACUGCUGCGUCUCUACGCCACCAGUUACUGGUGGAUUAUGGUCACAAUGUUCUUAGCUUCCACAUCCUUCCCGUCCAUCCUGGAACUCUCAUUAAUCAUUGAUUAG
Molecule: messenger RNA, 1435 nt
Organism: Cherax quadricarinatus
Lineage: Eukaryota; Metazoa; Arthropoda; Malacostraca; Decapoda; Parastacidae
Source: RefSeq, a predicted model, not a curated record